Molecule: messenger RNA, 603 nt
Organism: Limanda limanda (common dab)
Lineage: Eukaryota; Metazoa; Chordata; Actinopteri; Pleuronectiformes; Pleuronectidae
Product: transcription factor 15
Exons: 2
Coding region: 1-603 (200 amino acids)
Biological process (GO): developmental process; regulation of transcription by RNA polymerase II
Molecular function (GO): protein dimerization activity; DNA-binding transcription factor activity, RNA polymerase II-specific; RNA polymerase II transcription regulatory region sequence-specific DNA binding
Source: RefSeq, a predicted model, not a curated record
AUGAAGUCCACCGGCAGCGAGCCGUGCAGCGCGCCGCCCGACGGCUUCACCUCCGACCUGGACGAGCUGGACAGCAGCGGCAGCGACAGCUCUGACGGAAAGUCCACCGGCGGCUGCAGCCCGCGCAGGGAGCCGGGGGAGGCUGCGGGGGACGCGGGAGCGGCCGGAGGAGGCUCCCCGAGGUGGAGGAGGAGGCGGAGGCGCAGCAGCAGUGGAGGUGGAGGUGGAGCAGGCGACGGGGACACGAGUCUGCCCGGAGCCAGCAAGCAAAGGCAGGCGGCCAACGCGCGGGAGCGGGACCGGACGCACAGCGUGAACACGGCCUUCUCCGCGCUGCGCACGCUCAUCCCCACCGAGCCGGCCGACAGGAAGCUCUCCAAGAUCGAGACGCUGCGUCUGGCCUCCAGCUACAUCUCCCACAUGGCCAACGUGCUGCUGCUGGGGGAGGACUGUGUGGACGGGCAGCCCUGCCUGCGCUACCAGAGCAUCCUGCACGGCACCGCGGCGCUCAGCGCGUCCUCCCUAAGGCCGAUCUGCACUUUCUGCCUCAGCAACCAGAGGAAACUGCUCAGAGAUGGAGGGAAGCACUCAGCAGCUGUGUGA